UUAAGCUUAAAGUACAAUAUCUCUGUCUCUCUCCAUUUGUUGUUGGAAGAUGUUUUGUUAAGUAUUCUUCUAAUCUAACUUCACUUGUUUCAUACGUAUUCCCCUUAUAGAGGAUUUUUUCAUGCUAUCAAAAUUACUUUUAUAUGGGAAUAACAGCUCUGAAAUUACUUACUUCACACCCAUAGUACCAAAAAAGUGUUUACUUGGAAGUUCUAUAGGCAACAUCUACAUGUAGGGUAGUUACUGAGUGUGUAAUGAAAUUAAACAUAUCUAUUCAAUUGUAUGUUUCCUAUGUUAGAAGUUAAAACCUAACAUUUUAAUCCUUAAACUGAGAAAAAAAAUAGAUAGAGAAGCUAAUCAUGCCAUUCGGUUUGGUCUCAGCCUGGAACAAGCGCCGAAGAAGCAAAUCUCAAGAUCAUACCGAUCCAUGGGUUUACAAACCUGCACAACUUUGGCAACUUGAUGAUAAAGCACCGCGUCCUACGAAGAGGUUGCAUGGAUCAUCUGUUUAUACACUCAAGGAGAUGGAAGAGGCAACAUGUUCAUUCAGUGAAGAAAAUCUGCUUGGGAAAGGAGGAUUUGGCAAAGUCUACCGAGGCACUUUGCGGUCAGGAGAGGUUGUAGCAAUCAAGAAAAUGGAGCUUCCAGCAAUAAAAGAAGCAGAGGGGGAACGUGAAUUCCGAGUCGAAGUUGACAUUUUGAGCAGACUGAGCCAUCCAAAUCUUGUUUCCUUGAUAGGAUAUUGUGCUGAUGGAAAGCACAGAUUCUUAGUAUAUGAAUAUAUGCUUAAUGGGAACCUGCAAGAUCAUUUGAAUGGAAUUGGAGAAAGAAACAUUGAUUGGCCUCAAAGACUACAGGUGGCACUGGGAGCUGCAAAAGGGCUUGCUUAUCUCCAUUCAAGUUCUGAUGUUGGAAUUCCUAUUGUUCACAGAGAUUUCAAAUCUACCAACAUUCUCUUAGAUGCCAACUAUGAAGCUAAGAUAUCUGAUUUUGGGCUCGCCAAGUUAAUGCCAGAAGGACAGGAGACACAUGUGACUGCCAGAGUGCUUGGUACCUUUGGUUACUUUGAUCCCGAGUAUACAUCGACAGGAAAACUCACUCUCCAAAGUGAUGUUUAUGCUUUUGGUGUUGUUCUUCUGGAGCUUUUGACUGGACGACGAGCUGUAGAUCUAAACCAAGGUCCUAAUGAUCAAAACCUUGUACUACAGGUGAGGCACAUACUGAAUGAUCGCAAGAAGCUCCGUAAGGUGAUAGAUCCGGAGAUGGCUCGAAACUCUUACACCAUUCAGUCUAUAGUCAUGUUUGCCAAUCUGGCAUCAAGAUGUGUACGAACUGAAAGUAAUGAGCGGCCUUCAAUGGCAGAUUGUGUAAAAGAGAUCCAAAUGAUUAUCUAUACAAAUUCAAAAGGCUUGGGAAUGGUUAUGCAUAGUUUAAGACUGAUCUAAUGACACCAUAAGUUUAGACGCCAGAAUUAUGGUGAUUUCUUGUUGAAAAUAAACAGAGUGAACUAUGUUUGGUACUUUUCCAUAUAUAUACACCAGACCAAUUAAUAUUA
This is a messenger RNA of Lathyrus oleraceus (garden pea), 1555 nucleotides long. Its product is annotated as probable serine/threonine-protein kinase PBL28. Lineage: Eukaryota; Viridiplantae; Streptophyta; Magnoliopsida; Fabales; Fabaceae. The coding region runs from base 360 to 1445 and encodes 361 amino acids. The transcript has 7 exons. Gene Ontology annotation, biological process: protein phosphorylation. The record is from RefSeq and is a predicted model, not a curated record. Gene Ontology annotation, molecular function: protein kinase activity; ATP binding.